AUGACCCAGGAGGUAAAACGGUACGUGAAUGACUGCGAAAUAUGUAUGCGAGUCAAAAAUAAUCAGCACCCUAUCCAUGGACCAAUGUCAUCGCGACCGACUCAAACUCCCUGGACGAAGUUCGCAAUAGACACAGCAGACAUGACAACUAGGUCGAAAAAAGGAAAUUUCCAUAUCGUAGUUGUUCAGGAUUUAGGGAAGAAAUAUAUCGAGUUGUUUCCCACGCGUGAUAAAAAAGCUACAACAAUAGUAAAGAUUCUAGAGUCGGUAUUCGAACGCUGGGGCACUCCCAGGACUUUAAUUUCUGAUAACGGCAAGGAAUAUUGCAAUAUAGAUGUCUCAACUCUCUUGUUCGCUAGAGGAGUUAUACAUCAUACGACUCCCAUAAGCCAUCCACAAUCAAAUCCAGUGGAACACGUGAAUAGGACAGUGAAGCCAAUGAUAAGCGCAUUCAUUAAAGAUCACCAGAGCGAAUGGGAUAUAAAUUUAUGGAAAUUUCAGUUGGCCUACAAUACCUCAUGCAGUACCUCAUGCAGAAACACGAGUUUGCCCACAAAGGAUAAACGUUUAGCUAAAAAGAAUCGGAAUGCGGCUACCCGGGUUAGAAUCCAAGUGGGUUCUGAAGUCUAUUACCCUAAUAAAAAAUUGAGUAAUAAAAUAGAAAACUAUAAUGCUAAAGUGGCUCAUCGCUGUCGAGGUCCCACGAUAAUUGAUAAAAUAUUGGGUCCAAUGAAAGUAGAAUUAGUCGAUAAAACCGGUAAAAAAGUAGGGAAAUACUAUGUAGCUGACCUAAAAUUUCCGCGACGUAGUCUUAGACGUUAUGAUGAAAACAACCUUGCACAGGUUAUGGUUUUCGGAAACCUCGCAUGGCCUAUUAAUCUACUCUACUUACAUGAUAACAAACACUUAGGCCAUUACCCACUGCCAAGGGGGGGUUUGGAAAAAUCCAUACUGUCGACCAGUUCGGAUGGGCGAAAGACACUUAGCAACCAUGACGGCGCCGGGUCACAAGUGACCGACGCAGGCUUGGCUCCCACGGGGAACAUUCUGGGUGUUAGGGAUAACAAGAAAUAG
Messenger RNA from Diachasmimorpha longicaudata, 1074 nucleotides. RefSeq names its product protein NYNRIN-like. Gene Ontology annotation, molecular function: nucleic acid binding. Bases 1 to 1074 code for a protein of 357 amino acids. Lineage: Eukaryota; Metazoa; Arthropoda; Insecta; Hymenoptera; Braconidae. Gene Ontology annotation, biological process: DNA integration. The transcript is spliced from 3 exons. The record is from RefSeq and is a predicted model, not a curated record.